ACAGAAAUUGUGCAUACAAAAACACCGUUUUUUAAUAACGCCUAAUAUAACAUUUUUUUAAAGAUGAUUUAAUUCGGAAAAGUGUCCAGUGCGAUAAGGAAGUACCCCUUUUUUGUCGCAGUUAAAUUUUAAGUUUCAAACAAUUGAGACGUUGCCAUAGAGAUGAUCAGGAGCCAAGUGUCACUUGGCUGGACAGCGGUGGUUGCCGGGUUACAGUUGUGCGCACUAGUCCACGUGACCUGGUACAGCCUCGUUCUCGAUACGCGCACCUGCACUUCCUGUGGUCGUCUGAUUGUCUCCCUUGGAGAAGUACUGGAAAAUUCCACUGCUUUGGGGUCAAGGUCGAGUUUAAUCGAGGAUGAUGAUUUUAAAUAUGAUUUUGCUUUUCAAACGUUAGUACCGUUGUUUGGUUUUAAUUACAAAGAAACUGAUAAAAAUAUCACUAAUGAUUAUGACAAUGUCGACAACGCGAGGGAAAGCAGAGACUAUCACUCUCAUCCAUCGAGUGAACAUGAUUUCAACAAUGUGCCAGUGGAUUUAUCCUUUAACAAAGAUGGAUUAUACGAGGAUUUUGAAGACACUAUCGCCAUAGAAGGGCAAGUGAAUGUAGAUAUUGGCCUGUGGCUGACGUCCGUGUGCCUGCCAGGCGGCCUGAGGUGCGUCCAUCUGUCUCGGAGCCAGGCGGCAGGAUUGUUCCGGUCUGUGAGGCCUCUUGCGACAUUUCAAGACCACGUACCAGAGUGUCACCUGCUUCUACUCCUCUCCGUCAGCGUGACCUUGGUAACCUUGGUGAUAACCUUACUGGACAAGCUUAAAUCAAGGCCGGCCAGACACCAUCGGGCGCUUGUGCACAUUGGAUUUAUUUCCACUGCCUCGUGCACAGGUUCUGUUCUCGGAGCUGUUACGUCAUACGCCAUCGUGCUCAGCAGCAGUGACGUCGUUUAUCCCAGAAUUCCAUACGCGCUAGUAAUGGCGACGUUGUCGAUGUAUCUACUGUUGUAUACGUCCUAUAAAUCGCAUACAUCACUUCGAGAAUCAAAGAAAAUCAGGCUUGGUUUAUGGCAAAGACCUAGAUCUACUUUGAUAAAAGAUGUAUGAAAUUUUCAUAUCAUGCAUCGGGAAGUUCCACAACAGUAAUGAAACAGGCGUAUGUUGACAAAUCAUGGACGUCAAAAACCACGCAAUAGAAUUCAGACAGUUUAUAUUUGUCAUCUGAACACUUACUUUGAGUUAAUACUGCACGCCAACAUACCGGUCGGCAGAUAAAUCCUGAUGAUCAAGUUACAGUCAAUAUGAAAUAACAAACGCACAUGCUAUGAACAGCUACUGAUCGAAGGAUAGCGGUCAACGUACGGCGUCGCUGAACACUGUUGUUUUUUUUUAUUAUUUUUGUUUCAGUACUGUACGGACACCUUCGGGUAUGUCCUCGUACACGCAUUUCUAACAAUAAGCUCGUGAAAUGUACUCAGUCUUUAGGGGCAAAACGAGAGGUUAACUUUUUACGAUUACUGUGCCGUAAAGAGAUAUUGUAGUCAGCAGUAGCUCAAGCUAGUACCAGUUCAGUCCCAUAAUAUUUAUACCUCAACUUCCAUUCCUUAAAUGAACUGCCUUUCGGCAAUUGCGGUUAUCAUCCGAUGAACGCAACAUAUUCGGAUAUGUUCGGAUCGCAAUUCAUCGCAUAACAAUAUGCAUGAAAAUUGUUGAUCUUGUUAUUGUUUGUAUUGUGUCAGCAGGUCCCGUCAAAUAUAAAUCGACAUUUUAGAAAGUGUUAAUUUAUGAUAUAUUAAAAGUCGUGUUGCUAUAAGUGUUUCAAAUUUACGUUUAAAAGUGAUUUCAAGUGGUUGAUCUUUUCCGCGUUAUUGUGACGUCAUUUGAUAAAAUGUUUCCGGUUACAGUCGGUCGUUCUAUUUUCAGAAUGGGUAAAUAAGGAUUCUUGAAAGGUUUACUUAAAUGAAAUGACGUAUUUUUUUAACAAUUGUUGAAUGAAAUAAUGAACUUUUUGUGUAAAUAUAAGAAAUGAAUUGUGGGAUUGGUGUCAUUAGCGGGGAUAUGAACGCAAUUGGGCUGGUCAGUGUACGCGUGGAGUCCUUCGGACUUUGACCAGCCCAAUUGCGUUCAUACACCGAUUAUGAAAUCAAGCCCGCAAUUCAUUCCUUAAAUGAUACACGCAGCAGCGCCAUAAAAGGUGUUUAAUAUUUGAGGUGUGGUUGGACAACUAAAUGUACAUGUACAUAUAUGUUUACUAUUUCAAUCCCCACCCUCGUGAAAUGGUUUCUUCACUGACUGCUCCAAGGCAGUAACCCCAAGAUUCAUUUAUAACAAUAUUGUUACAAUGUGGCAAUUACUACUAGUUUUGAUCCAGGAGGUUGUAUUCGACUCGAGUGGACUGUUUCAUAUGCGGAUUCACAAGGCGCUAGCCGAUGGUAAUCAAAUCUACAAAAAAUCCACGAGAGUCGAAUACGACAACAUCCGUAUCAAAACACAGUACUAACAAGAAAAAAGUUGAUGCAUAGCAUCAAGUCGGCGCAAUGAAAUAAGCAGAAACACGUGCAUGCAGAUAACCAAAAAUGGUUAUUAUUUCAAUGAUAAUAGUUGUUUUUAUGUUGGGUGUACAUAUGCUUAAAGGACAUUAUGGUUAAUAUUACAAUAUUGUUACAAUAGUUUAAGCACGGAAUUAUAGAUAUUCUGGGUUUUUUCCCAAGCUAAUCCUCCAGUUAAAACUAAAUUAUAACAAAAUUAUACAUACGUUUCUUCGGAAGAAAUAUGGUCUAGUACAUAGAUUUCAAUAACAUAAAAUUCACCUGUGAAUUGUGAAUUUCUUGCUUUAUAUUUUGUAUAAAUUUUUGUUAUACAUUUCACUCAUAUGAGUAUUUAGGACGGGGAUAAAAAUAAUAAACAUCAAGAGGGAAUUAUCUAAAGUUCAUUCUUUCGAGUGACAUUUUCAAAACAAACAAUUAAGCUCAAGGUUACAUUUUCAAAACUCGGCAUUUUUGUCGUCACCAAGGGAGAUUACUGCGUAGGAGGUUUACAAACAUAACGGAUAUUGUAAUAGUACCAUGUAACCUUCAUCUAUUGAUAUCAAUCGGAACACCUCGGCCUGUAUCUAUCUCGGAGAUGGCCGAGUUGUUAUGAAUGAAUUGGUAUUUAAAAUCAAAAAUUUCAAAAUGAUAAGCAGGGCUAUUAUAAUUUAAGGUUUCAUUAUCAAUUAAAGAGUAAAGUAUUAAAAAACAUACAAAAACUUCAUAUUUUAUCACUAAACUAUUGAAAGCAUUGUUCUGCAUUUUAUGAACUAGUCCCUAAGUUGGAAUAUUCUAAAGUAAUAUCAAAUAUUCUGGGCGCCGACUAAUAAUAACCCGCGCAGUGAUACUAGUUGUGACGUGACGUCAACAGUGUGGAAUGCGGUCGUAUUGCACUGGAGUGGAAAACGGACUAUCAUAUUUUGCGGUGUUUUGCGUUUUGAAUUACAAAAGAUAGGUACAUUGUAUAUAAAAAAAAUCAUUUAUGUGAUUUGUGUAUGUUAAUUAAAAUGUGCUGUUGUUUUGUCUCGAUGAAUGUCAGUUGAGCCUAGGCUUAUGUGCCUUUAAACAACUCCAGUGUUAUUUUACGA
Molecule: messenger RNA, 3607 nt
Organism: Mya arenaria
Lineage: Eukaryota; Metazoa; Mollusca; Bivalvia; Myida; Myidae
Exons: 4
Coding region: 163-1098 (311 amino acids)
Source: RefSeq, a predicted model, not a curated record